Molecule: messenger RNA, 1798 nt
Organism: Gasterosteus aculeatus aculeatus (three-spined stickleback)
Lineage: Eukaryota; Metazoa; Chordata; Actinopteri; Perciformes; Gasterosteidae
Gene: ankrd2
Product: ankyrin repeat domain 2 (stretch responsive muscle)
Biological process (GO): protein K6-linked ubiquitination
Cellular component (GO): BRCA1-BARD1 complex; BRCA1-A complex
Molecular function (GO): ubiquitin-protein transferase activity; protein binding
Source: RefSeq, a predicted model, not a curated record
CUCAGUCUGAUGUUACUCCUGCAUACUAGUUAAAGUUUAAAAGCUAUGCAAAACUACACAAUUAAUUGUUUUUUUUAACAACAGGUGUGAUGGACCGUGAAACAGAAACAGAGAAGGAAGCUCAGGCAGGGGGAAGAGGGAAGAUUAUCUCGGCAAACCUACACUGUGAUAUUUUGGGCUUGAGUGGAGGAGAGAAUAUCCCACAGCUGUGCAAGAGGAAGAAUACGAUUAAGCAAACAUACUCGCCUAAGGUGUCUAUGGAAAGGCCUGUGAAAGGGCCCACGGACACUGCAGAAUUCAUGAGUGCAGCCAGUCGAGGCAGACUGAAUGUAAUAGACAAAUACCUGGCUGAUGGUGGGAACCCCAAUGUCCAUGAUGAGCUGAGGAGGACGGCGCUGCACCGGGCCUCUCUGGAAGGACACACUGAAGUUAUACAGACGCUCGUAGAAAAAGGAGCCGAUGUCAACUUUAAAGAUCAACUGGGCUCCAGGGCCAUGCACUGGGCCUGCAGAGGGGGAAGCCCGGAUAUUGUUAAAACCCUGAGGAGCCUCGGGGCUGACCUGAAUGCUAGAGACAAGCUGUACAGCACUCCUCUGCACGUGGCCACAAGAACAGGCCACGCCGCCAUUGUUGAGUACCUGCUGUCCUGUGGGGCCAAAAUCGACUCCAGGGACAGGGAAGGAGACACGGCCCUGCACGAUGCCGUGCGCCUCAACCGAUACAAGAUAGCCGAGCUGCUCUUAGCGGCGGGGGCGGAUAGAAAUAUAAAGAAUCAUGAAGGAGUGACCGCAGUGGAGCAGGUAAAAGAAUGGCAGUUCUGCGUCAUGGACACCCUGCAGAGAAUGGAGAACCUGAGGGAGGUGGCAACUGAAAGGAUCUCCAGAGAGGAGUAGAUCAUGCAGAAAAUGUACAUCUCCUCAAACAGUAUUUUCUUCAUGACAAAACUAAGUACCCGUCUCGGGUUCAAAAUACAUUUAGUAAUUCCACUGUAUGUUUGUCUACACAUCAUAGGUGGGUACAUGCAUUAAAUGUGCUGCUAUUCCAGGACAUGAGGUUUAAACCAUUGAUACUUGUGUCAGCUUGGAUUUCAGCUCAGCUGAUUGCUUAAAAAAAGGAAACGGAAAAACCCAAAUUUCUCAAAAAGGUUUCGCCAAGCUUUAGCUUUUGACUUUCUCUCCUAGAGCUUUAUGAUCUAAGCGGUGCUCUCGCGGAUGUUUCAUAACUCAUUUGUGAUGCAAGUUGGAUAAUAUCAAUAGAUUGUGCUGUGCAGAAGCUGCAUUUGAAUACACAUCAAGAGGUCCUUGUUUUAUUGAGGCGACAGAUGAUGCCGGAGCGCACAGUAGCACUGUGUUUGAGAGCUCAGCUGACGACGGCAAAGACGGCUGGCAUGCCCCCCUCUUUAAGUCAGGGAUUCAAGGGCAGCUCGGUGGACAUAUUUUCCUUCUAUCAUCAGUGGCUCAAAUGUUCACUCGUUACACAUACAGCCUGUCAUUUUGUCAGCAUAAUUUGUUCAACAGCUACUGCUGUAUUUUGUUUCUCCACAAUGUGAACGUAAAAUGCCGUUUUGAACAGAGUGAAUUCGUCUGUUAGAAAAUACAAUGUGUUCAUUGUAGACAACUCAUCAGAUACAUUAUCGGCCACACACAAUAUUUCCUGUUCCAAGCAACUGUCAGGGAGACACAUAACAUGUGUAAUACAAGGCUGUCUACAGAGCCAUCAUUUAUUUUGUCGACCCUAACAGUCAUGGCAGUACAUAGUCCAUAUAAUAAAGUUCUUGGAAUCGGACAGAUUAAGUCUG